This is a messenger RNA of Drosophila suzukii, 1306 nucleotides long. RefSeq lists its product as uncharacterized. The record is from RefSeq and is a predicted model, not a curated record. NCBI's taxonomy places the organism in Eukaryota, Metazoa, Arthropoda, Insecta, Diptera, Drosophilidae.
UGAUAUAAUCAUAACUUUAACAUCCCAACUUUUCUCCCUGUGUAGUUUUUACCACACACGCACAUACAAGCACGCUCUCGCGCUCUCCCAUUUGCUCUCGCAACGUUGCGGCUUUUCUGCUUCUUGCCACUGCUACGUAUUUUUUUAUCUUAUUAUUUUGCACCGCUUUGUUGAAUUUUGUCAUAUUCCAAUAAGCAAACACAGCGACACCGAAAUGCUAAUUGGCCCAACUAACUACACCAGUAAAAAACGAGCCAAAAAAAAAACCAAAUGCAAAACUCUAAAAAAAACGGGAACUCCAAAAAAAUAUUCAAAAAAUCGCAAAAACACAACAACAAAAAUGAGCAAAACGAUGCGGUGGUCUUUAAGUUUACAAAUGUGGUCUGUCUGAGCCGCAAUGAGUCGUGGUUUGUGUUCCAUACUUGUCGCCUGAAGGCUAUUAGACGUGAUAGGGUUUUGCUCAAUAUAAAUGGAACUAUUCUGCAUCCGGCCGAUAAUAUAAGUAUUCAUGCACAGAUCUUUAAAAAAGCAAGCGGAUUUAAGCCUUGGUUACUAAAUGCCAAAGUUGAUGGUUGUCGCUUUAUGCGGCGAAACUACAAUCCUAUUAUAGGUAUAAUCUUUGAUCUCUUCCAAGAUUUCUCCAACAUAAAUCACUCAUGUCCAUUUGUUGGUCCACAAGUGGUGAAGGAUUUUUAUCUGAGGCCCGAAAGAUUGAAGCUGCCAUUUCCAACAGGGGACUACAUGUUAUCUCUAAUAUGGCAUUUCUACAAAAGGCCUCAAUUUGAUACAAAUGUGUCUUUUUCUUUCGUCGAAGAUCUUUUAAAUAGCAAUUAAAAAUUGUGGCAAUUUUAAAAAUUAUUUAUCUAUAUCUUCCUAAAUAAUUGUUCUGUGGUAGUGGCAAAAUUAUUGUAUUCCGAAUUGAAGAUUUUUUUUUGUAAGCUAAAUACUAGAAAAGUCGCCCUAUAAUUAAGAAAAACUUUCUUGUUUCAAGAAAAAUUAGCUCUAAAGAUAAGAUAAAUACCCAUAAAAAAUGUUCUAAUAUGCCAAAUAUGUUUAUAUGAAUUGCACACUUGUUUCGAGCGGAUUGCUCUUAAAAUUUUCUUAAUUUAAGGGCAAAACAUCGAUAUUUUCAAGAGCAAAAGGUUUUAUAAAGUCGAGCUUAAAAUCAAAAAUUGUGAAAUGUCAGGUGGGUGUCUCCGCUAGGUCAGCGAAUACACCCUCCUGACUUAGCGCGAACAUACACCUAAUACUUAUUGUUUUGCAGCACUGUAAUUUCGUGUUUACGCACACUACCUUUGUUUUUAAA